AUGAUAUCUGACCACAGCACCGGAGAUGUGGCCGUUGAUUCUUAUCAUCGCUACAAGGAAGAUGUAAAGCUUAUCAAAGAGAUGGGUAUGGACAAUUACAGAUUCUCUAUUGCUUGGUUUAGAAUUUUAUCGGGUGGACAUCUUAGCAAAGGAGUAAAUAAACAAGGAGUCACUUAUUACAACAACCUCAUCAAUGAGCUCUUAUCCCACGGAAUUCAACCAUUUGCGACGUUGUUUCAUUUUGAUCUGCCACAGCCACUCGAAGACGAAUAUGGUGGUUUUUUGAGUCCUCAGCUCGCCAAUGAUUUCAGGGAUUAUGCAGAAGUGUGCUUUAAAGAAUUUGGCGACAGAGUCAAGCAUUGGAUCACAAUUAAUAAACCUUGGACCUUUAUUUAUAUGGGUUAUGGCUUAGGAUUAACACCGCCAGGUCGGUGCUCUAACCGACAUCUUUGCAAAUAUGGGAAUUCAGGGGUUGAGCCAUAUAUAGUUUGCCACAACCUACUCCUUGCUCAUUCUGUUGCUGCCAAUCUUUACAAGGAAAAAUAUGUUGGAUAUUUUCAAUCUCUUAGAAAAAUAAAAUGGUUUUCGGUUUCAGUUUGCCGCUAUGACGGAAAAGUGUUAUGUGUUAAAUAA
Messenger RNA from Papaver somniferum (opium poppy), 633 nucleotides. RefSeq names its product beta-glucosidase 10-like. Gene Ontology annotation, biological process: carbohydrate metabolic process. The record is from RefSeq and is a predicted model, not a curated record. Gene Ontology annotation, molecular function: beta-glucosidase activity. Lineage: Eukaryota; Viridiplantae; Streptophyta; Magnoliopsida; Ranunculales; Papaveraceae. Bases 1 to 633 code for a protein of 210 amino acids. The transcript has a single exon.